Solanum stenotomum is the source of this 414-nucleotide messenger RNA. RefSeq lists its product as uncharacterized. The transcript has a single exon. Bases 1 to 414 code for a protein of 137 amino acids. Lineage: Eukaryota; Viridiplantae; Streptophyta; Magnoliopsida; Solanales; Solanaceae. The record is from RefSeq and is a predicted model, not a curated record.
AUGACUACGAGACUGAAAGUAAUUGAGAAAGGAGGAUUCUUGGCUUGUGUGGAGGCAAUAUCUUUUCUUGACAAGCUUAAAGGAAAGCAGUUUGAUGAUGAGAAGCUGAGCCAAAUUCAAGACAUGGUAUUGCGAGGAGUGGCUAAAGAGGUUGUGAUUGAUGAGGAAGGCGUCUUGAGAAUUAAGGGGUGGGUAUGUGUGCCCCGUGUUGAUGAUUUGACUCAUACUAUCCUUGCAGAGGCUCAUAGUUCGAGGUAUUCUAUACAUCCUGGUGCAACCAAGAUGUAUCGUGAUCCGAGAAAACAUUAUUGGUGGAGUAGAAUGAAGCAUGACAUUGUUGAUUUUGUUGCCCAACGCCCAAAUUGUCAGCAGGUAAAGUACGAGCAUCAGAGGCCUAGACGGACACUUCAAUGA